GCAGCAGACUCGCAUUUCUAGAAGGUUUGGCCAGCUGGGACACCGUACUCAGGAAGGAGCAGCCUCUACAACGCACUGGAGACGCCAGAUUUACCAGCCAUAGGAGAGACUGCGCUAGUGAUUAGGGAUCUAGUGAUCUAGUGAUUAACCUUUCAGAUUCCAGACUGUCAGAGACUGAAAACAGAGUUUUGAACAAAGUGACCAAAGCAUGUUGGAAGGACAAUGGGCGGCGCUCUGUGUAUCUGCUCUCGGGGGUCUAUAACCAUAGAGAAUAAGCGCUACUUCUUUGUGCACAAACUGGGUGAAGGUGGCUUCAGUUAUGUGGACCUUGUGGAAGGGGUGCAGGAUGGGCGCUUUUACGCCCUGAAACGGAUUUUGUGCCACGACCGGGAGGACCGCAAGGAGGCCCAGCAUGAAGUGGAGAUGCACCGGCUCUUUAACCACCCAAAUGUCCUGCCUCUGGUGGCGCACAGCAUCAUAGAGAAGGGCCCCAAGUGGGAAGCCUGGUUACUGCUUCCCUUUGUCAAGGGAGGGACCUUGUGGAACCAGGUGGAAGUUCUUCGGGAUAGAAACAGUUUCCUCUCAGAAGACAGAAUUGUGCAUAUUCUGCAUGGCAUUUGUUUGGGACUCAAAGCCAUUCAUGACCGGGGUUAUGCCCACAGGGACUUGAAACCCACCAAUGUGCUGCUGGAGGACGAUGACCGGCCUCUACUCAUGGACUUAGGUUCUAUGAACCAGGCUCGCAUGGAAGUGAAGGAUUCCCGACAGGCCAUGGCUGUGCAGGACUGGGCUGCCCAGCGUUGCACCAUUUCCUAUCGGGCGCCCGAGUUAUUCAACGUGAGCAGUGACUGCGUGAUUGAUGAGAGGACGGAUAUUUGGUCCCUGGGCUGCGUGUUGUUUUCCAUGAUGUUUGGGGAGGGGCCUUAUGAUAUGAUUUUCCAGAAGGGAGACAGCGUGGCCUUGGCGGUGCAGAAUAACAUCACUGUCCCUGCAAACGAGAGGUACUCCCAAGGACUGCAGACUCUCCUCUGCUCCAUGAUGGUGGUGAAUUCUCAGGAGAGGCCGUUUAUCUCUACAAUUAUAAGCCACGUCGAGGCGCUGCAGCCCAUUGUGGAGGGACAAGCUACCACUAGGAUAUGAUAAAGGGAAACAAUGCGUAUGCUGCCCCUCCCACCAGGGGCACAUUAGGAACAGGAAGAAGCUUCAGUGGGAGGAGCCUGUCAUUCCAUAGGAUUAAACCGUGUAUCCUGCCAGAUACAAAGCUCAUCACUUCUAGGGAAAUUCUGCUUUUUUUUUUUUAGUUGGAAUUUGUGACUUUUGCAUGUUUUACAACGGGUGUGUGUGAAACCCGACACGGCAUUCCUCCUUUGUUUGGGCUGGACAGUACAGAUUGCAACAAGCCCAGAGGAUUAGAACUAUUUGUGCCCACCUGGACCCCCAGAGGCCGUUUAUCUCAGGCUCAACCCCCCUGUCUGUGGCCUCUGGAGCCCCGUCUUUACCUGUUAGAGCCACGUGUAUGUCGAAAGGUCCCUGCUAGUCGAUUAGUCAAUAAACAUUUUUUAUUUUAAUGGUU
Messenger RNA from Xenopus tropicalis (tropical clawed frog), 1573 nucleotides. RefSeq names its product serine/threonine kinase 16 (gene stk16). Bases 223 to 1140 code for a protein of 305 amino acids. Gene Ontology annotation, cellular component: perinuclear region of cytoplasm; membrane. Lineage: Eukaryota; Metazoa; Chordata; Amphibia; Anura; Pipidae. Gene Ontology annotation, molecular function: transferase activity; protein serine/threonine kinase activity; kinase activity. The record is from RefSeq and is a predicted model, not a curated record. The transcript is spliced from 8 exons.